Molecule: messenger RNA, 5412 nt
Organism: Sphaeramia orbicularis (orbiculate cardinalfish)
Lineage: Eukaryota; Metazoa; Chordata; Actinopteri; Kurtiformes; Apogonidae
Gene: pidd1
Product: p53-induced death domain protein 1
Exons: 15
Coding region: 340-3315 (991 amino acids)
Biological process (GO): signal transduction; DNA damage response; apoptotic process
Cellular component (GO): cytoplasm
Molecular function (GO): protein binding
Source: RefSeq, a predicted model, not a curated record
ACUGUCUGGAUCUGGGAAAGUAGGACCGAGACAGGACCGGAUUCAAGAAACAGGUCACCUCAGAGUCUUCUAAAAGUCUUUAUUUAGUAAACACAUUAACUAAGUAACACUGAAGGUCAUUAAUGUCGCCACAAAAUCCGCCAGAUGUGAACAUUUUAAGCAGUAUUCACCUGAAUAUGAAGACUGUCCUUUAGAGGCCGCUUCAGUCUUUGUUAUUUAUGCAGUUGUAUUCGACAUGAGUAAAUAUGAACUCAUCCAGUCCAGCAGAGAGAAGAGCUGAGGCCGCUGUUGGACCCUUCAGGAGCUGUUAGCUGUCCACUGGGAUUAACAGGGGUUUCGAUGGAGAGGAGCAGUGAAGAAGAGGCAGCUGUGGAUGAAGAGGAUGGAGAACAGGCACCCAACAGGAUCAUGAGGUCAGAUGAGUCUGCAUGGAACCCAGGAAGGAAAACCCCCAAAGGUGGCCUGUCAGACCCUUCCACUGAUACUCUGACACUCAGACUGUGGAAGCUGCUUCAAGAUAAAUGUGAGAUGAAGCCCACACCUAAUGAUAUGAUUUCUGAAGACCGAGGAGAGGCUUUGGAGCCUGACAGAGAUGACAGCUCACUUACACUCUCUGUAUCUCCUUUACCCUCCUCCUCCUCCUCCUCCACUACAUCCUGCAGUAAUCAUCAGAAAAAGUUUUCUUCAUCUUCCUCAACAUCCUCCUCCUCAUUCCUGUCACUGUCUCCCCCUUUGCCUCCUUCGGUGGAGCUCUCAGCUGUGUUGACUGGCACUAGGCUGACUCUGGAUGUGUACAAAUGUGGAGCAUCAGCGCUGCCUUUGCUCUGGAGGUCCGUCCCAGAGCAGCUGAAAGGCCUCCAGUACCUGAGACUGGGCUCUGAGGAUAAACCAGGGCUGGAUGGUGCUUUGGACGUCCUUCCCUAUUUGACCAAGUUGUGCUCGCUGUCUAUUCGAGGACACAGGUUUUACAACACAGAAGGUGACCCCCUGCCAGGCCUCCUCACCACUUUACCCAGCUCCAUUUCCUCCCUUUCUCUCCUGGUGGACCUCGAUCUCUCCUUCAACCAGCUUACCUCUCUGCCACCCUGCCUGUUCAGCCUGCCUGUAUUGUCCACCUUGCUGCUCUGUCACAACCACCUCUCAGCUCUGCCCUCUGAUAUCGACCAGAUGGCCUCCCUCACCUACCUCUCCCUUAUGGGGAACCAGCUGGACUCUCUGCCCCCAAGUCUAGGUCAGCUGAAAGCACUGCAGAGACUAGAUGUUUCAUAUAACCUCCUGCAGCAGCUACCUGAUGAAAUUGGCUCUCUGGGGAAGCUUGUUACGCUGGAGUUGUCCCACAACAAACUAAAGCAGCUGCCAGAGACUAUGGGCUCUCUCCUGUCCCUCAGGGAACUUAUUAUCUACAGCAAUGACCUGCGUCUGAUCCCAGACUCUCUGAACACACUGCCUCUGCUGAAAAUAAAUGUGCGUGACAACCCUUUGGGACGCCCACCGACACCCCCUCCUCUCCCUCCUCCUACACCAGCUCAAGAAAUACCCAGAAUUCCAGAGCUGCAUCUCAGAUUUAAUCAGCACAGUUUCUGUGUUUCGUCUGCUGGGUGUCAUGUGUUCAUCCCAGGGGGGGCUGAGCUGAUUUUCCCCCCGGGGUGCCUGGUGACACCCACCAGACUGCAAUGGAUGGAGAAGAGGCCAGACAGGAAGUGGGUGUGGCUAGAGGAGCAUGACAUCCUGUUGAGUUGUCCACUGGAACUUCGUCCACAUGGAAUUACGUUUUUAAAGCCUGUGGAGGUGUGUGUACCAUAUCGGCGGAGAAAGAAAAGGGAGGUAAUCAUAAGGAAGUUUGAUGGACAUUCAUGGAGCAGUUUGCCCACUGUCUUAAGGAGAGGAAGUCCUAACCAUAGCAGUCACCCAAGAGGACGUCCAGCCCGGCUGGCCUGCUGCUCAGUGAGCCAGUUCUCCUGGUUUAUGGCAGUGUCCUGUCCAGUGAAGGACACAUGCUCUGUUACACCAGCUGGGGCGCUGCUGGUGUCCAGUUCUGACCCUGGAGUUAAGCUCCACUUCCCUCCUAACUCCACAGUCCAAGUUCGCACUAUAACUUUACAGGUGCUACAGGUGUCUGAGUCAGAGGUACAGACACUAUGUGGUGAUCCUCAGGCGAGGGUCAGCCCUCUCCUCUGUCUCUCACAGACUCCCAGUAUGCAUUUCCUGCAACCCAUCAAAGUCCAGAUCCCUCUGCCAUCUGGAGUAACAGGUCAUUCAGUUGAUGAGUCCUGUUUGCAUCUGUUCCAUGGAGACCCCGCUGCCCAAACCUGGACUGACAUCACAUCUCAAGUAUCUCUUUAUGUCACUCAGUUGUAUGCAAUUUUCUACAUUACACAUUUCUCCUGGUACUGGCUGUGGUAUACCACCCAGCGCUGUGUUAGUGGGGUUGUCAGGAAGGUCUACCAACGGCUCAAACAGUUUAAAGUCCAAUUCCUCGUCCUCCAGAGGAAGACUGAUCCUUCACAAGUGCUUCUUCAGUGUUUACCUGCUAACAAGGUGGAAGGUCAAGUGCAGUCCUUAUUGGAGCAGUAUGACGGACCCCAGCCCUCAGAUUUCUGUGACCUGUUGGAGGGAGAGCAGUUCUUUGCUGGUUUUGAAAGAGGCUUAGACAUCAGCGCAGACAGACCAGAUUGUGUAGGAGGACGGCUGUGCUUUGUGUUCUACUCCAGCCUGAAGAAUCUAAAGGAAGUAUAUAUAUCUCCAGAAGAGGGUCAGAAGGGGCCUGUGAGGGGACAGGUGUCUUUUUAUAGAGGGGAAGUUCCUGAAAAUUUGCCGGAGGAAGUGGCGAGAAAAAGGAAAGGACAUGACAACCAGUGGCUCGCAACUUUACCGCUAAAACUUCCUGCUCUAAACUCAGAAAAGAAUUACAUCAGGGAAGAGCUCCACUGUCCUCUGAACCUGGGUGACCCCGAGAGUGGCUAUCUGACUGAAGCCAACCUGCUGUCCAUCUCUCUCCAGAUUGGAGAGGACUGGCGUGUUAUUGGCUUGAAUCUUGGCCUGAGCUACGAGGACUUGGCUCGCCUCAAGUACAAAAAUAGGGAUGACCUGGGUGCCUUGGUUCUGGACAUGCUGUUCCACUGGGCUCGAGGACAGAGGGAUGCUGGUUCUGGAUCCGUGUCGAGGCUUGUGGCUGCAAUGAAAGACAGCGGCAGAACAGACCUGGCAGAGGAAAUCGAGGAUAUUGUCAGUAUUGGAAGGACAAAGUAUGAGGAGUCGCUGAGGAGAGUUGGCCUGGAGGCAGAGAGCUCCUCCCUCAGUGAAACACAGCAGUAGAUCAGUACAUGCUGGGUGCAGAUGGUUGACUUACACUCGAGUAACCUGUGUUUUUUUAUAAUGUACCCCUAUCAUCUCACCCUGCUGUCUAAACAUCUCAUCCUGCUGCCCUGGAAAACAAAAAAUGUCUUUUUUUUUCCUAAAUCUUGGGAGCUACCUACCAUGUACCUUUUUAAAUGACUUCCAGAAGAAGAGGAGCAGUGGAUGAACUACAUAAAGAUGAAGAUGAUGGCCAUCAACUCGUCAGUUAUUGUGGAAACAAUAUAGAGUUUAUCAAAAUUAAGAAAUAUUGAAGUCUCCAUACUGGCUCUAAGUAAAUUAAUUGUUACAACAUUCCCUUGUAUAGACAAUCCACCAGAUCUGCUUCAGGACCACAGUGUGCAGACAUCCAUAUUUUUGUGACCUUAUGUAGUUUUUUUUCCCUUUAUUUUGCACCUGAAUACUUUGACAUGGAUCUUUGCACUUUUGGUUUCUUUUUAAAACUGUAGAAAUACUCAGUCACAAUUUUUACUUAUAAUGCCAAAAUGACUGAGUAUUCCAUAACUGUGACAUCGUAUCUCUACAUAAUAUUUAUUUAUUUCAUGAAAUUUCAGUUCUUUUGGACUGAUUAAGUGGUCUCUUCUCAACUAUGCAUACACAUGCAUGAAAUAUUGUAGUUUUUAAUAGAAUGAACCUCAGCGUUAACACAGAGUUGAAUUCACCAGCUACAUUUUGGUCAAAAGACCCUCAGGAAUUUCAUGUAUCUGCCCAUACUGUAUUGACAUUUGACAUCAGUAGAUUAUUUUGCCAUGUUUUUGGGCCGAUUUUUUUCCAGUUCAGAACAGAGGAUAGAGAGGAGUAGUAGUGGUACUGUUUUGCAGGUAUCGUCAUACCAGAAUUGCAAGAGGAGCCUGGUUCUGUUGAUAUUUGCUGCCUUGUCAAAAACUGCUUCUUCUACUUAUCCAUAUCCAGUUGUGCAUGUUCCAUACAGGUACAACUCACCAAAUAUAUAUCACUCAUAUUUCCUAUUAUAUAAUGCUCCUGCAACAGAUUUGUUUUGCUAUCCACAUCUCCAUCUUCCCAUGUAUAUAUUAAUUCUACUAAUAAUGUAGAAAUUAUAUACAGUAUAGUGUGUGUCAUCUCUAAACAAAUUUAGCCAAAUCAUCCACAUAUUCAUAUGAUUAUAGGUCAAAAAGGGCUUGAAUAAACAACUAUAAGGCAUUGUUUUUCAUUACCUACAAUCUUAAUAACAUUCACAACAACAUAGCUGCAUAGAUUUAGCAGUGAAGACAGAACUGUAAAGUGUGAGUGAUGCAGAACUGGUAUUUAGCACAUCUUGCAGGGUGGCAUAUAUUGAACCCCAGCCUCCUAACAUCAGCUGAUUGAAGUUCAUGUCAUUGUGUGCCUUUGGACACUGAGGUAGUAGUUAAGCUGCAGCUCAAUCUUAGUGACAUAACAGGAUUUUUAAAUGUAUGCAAGUACAUUAUUGUAAUUUAUCAAUAAGUAGAAAUGCAAAAGAAGUGUUGGAUUUUUAAAAAAAUGUGUAUGUGACGUUCUGUGCAGUGCUAUGCAGUAUUAUGGUUUUAAGAGACAGGUCUCCACAGAAAACACCAACAUUCACAAAGCAAUCUUUCGGUAUUUAACAAAAACUCAAUUAAAAUGUGACCCUAGUUACGAUUAUGAUGAAUUUUGUUCUUUCUUUAACCUAUUUUAUUUAUUUGAAUCUUAUUAUUUAUGGAACCUACAGUGCUUCACAUAUUUAUUAGACCACCUCUCCCUAUGUAUCUCAGAGUCAAUCCAGCAUCCUGAAAUGCUAUGAUGGGACUUUCAUUUUCAGGGAGCUCUUGACGUUUUAUUAUUUUGAAGAGGAAUGAGGAAUUUCAACCUGAAUUCACCUUUUUAUUCCCAAAUUUGAGCUGACUCACUGGGCUCCUUUGAGAAGUCACAAUUAACCAAGCAUAGUAUUAACAUAGUAAUUAACCAAGCAAGUAAAUAACUAUAAUUCAACAUUUUAAUCAAGAAGUAAAUUGGUUUACUACCUACAUUUGAAAAUUCGUAGUUAGUAAUAAUUAUUUUUCAGCACUAAAAAUACAAUGUUGGUUAAAGAGUUUCUGCAUA